Messenger RNA from Thecamonas trahens ATCC 50062, 885 nucleotides. Its product is annotated as dihydropteridine reductase. Gene Ontology annotation, biological process: L-phenylalanine catabolic process; tetrahydrobiopterin biosynthetic process. Gene Ontology annotation, cellular component: cytoplasm. The transcript has 2 exons. The record is from RefSeq and is a predicted model, not a curated record. The coding region runs from base 151 to 831 and encodes 226 amino acids. Gene Ontology annotation, molecular function: NADH binding; NADPH binding; 6,7-dihydropteridine reductase activity. Lineage: Eukaryota; Apusomonadida; Apusomonadidae.
GGCCAGGCAAGGCGACCGAGGAAGCGGCGGGGACCGAAUUGAGCUGACGACCGGCUCGAGCAACUGAGCUCGAGCUUGAGCUCGGAAGCGCACGAGAGCGGAGAGGUCGAAGAGGACGACCACCCCUCUUACCUCUUUUCUACUUGAACUAUGUCUGCUCGUAACCUUGUUGUCGUCUUUGGCGGUGCUGGCCAGCUCGGUGCUGCCGUUGUGGAGGCCUUCAACGCUGCCUCGUUCACCACGGUCGCCAUUGACAUCCGUGAGAACGAGGCUGCGACGGUGAACCUUAAGAUCGACCUCUCGGCGACCGAGGAGGAGAAGGCGGCUGCGCUGUCUGCUGGCCUCGCGGCGCAUGUUGCCGAGAGCGGCGACGUGGUCAAGUCUGUGGUGUGCGUGGCCGGCGGGUGGUGCGGCGGCGCCAUCAAGUCGUCCGAGGUCUUCAAGCAGACCGACAUGAUGUGGUCGCGGAACGUGUCGUCGGCGAUCAUGGCGGGCCACAUUGCGGCAAACCACCUUGCUGAGGACGGCUCGCUGGUUCUCACCGGUGCGCAGGCCGGGCUCAGCGCGACCCCGGGCAUGAUCGGGUACGGCGUGGCCAAGGCUGCCACGAUCCAGCUUGUGUCGUCGCUUGCUGCCGAGGGCUCGGGCCUCCCGGCCAACACCUUUGUUGGCUGCAUCAUGCCGCAGACGCUGGACACGGCGACGAACCGCAAGGCGAUGCCCGACGCUGACUUUUCGCAGUGGACCCCGCUCGCCACCGUUGCCGACCUGCUCGUCAACUGGGCCAACGGCAACGACCGCCCGGCCUCGGGCUCGCUCACCAACGUCUAAGCUUGCGCGUAGGCACACCACUUGGGCUGCACGCAUAAACGGUUGUUCAUUGUU